AUGGACCCAAACCUGCCCGCGACCGAUGGCUUCUUCGGCCUAUCCUUCUUGAACGCCGACAAUAUGCUGGACACUGGCGACAUUGUCAACAUCGAGGAACCUACCGCACCCACGGAUAACCAAGAGUUCAACUAUUGGUAUCCGGAAGCUCAUCCACAGAUCGAUGAGCCCUUAUUCCGCAACCCGGCCGAUGUCCAGCGAGUACUCGACGACCGGCCUGCAGAAGAUAGGACACCGGUCCCUAACCAACAGAGUACUAGUAAUGCCUCUCCAGAAUUGGCGUUGGCUGAAAUGGCCUCGUACAUAAACUGGGACGGGACUCGACCAGCGCCGAAAACCUCGUCGACUGUGUUUAAGUUUGGCGAAGACGAAUAUCGAAAUUUCACGUUCCCAAACCCACCUUCGUCUGGGGGAAAAAGAGAGUUCACUGGCUCGUUCCCCACCCACUUCAACCAGAGGCCAGAGACAAGGUAG
This is a messenger RNA of Stereum hirsutum FP-91666 SS1, 474 nucleotides long. RefSeq lists its product as uncharacterized. NCBI's taxonomy places the organism in Eukaryota, Fungi, Basidiomycota, Agaricomycetes, Russulales, Stereaceae. The record is from RefSeq and is a predicted model, not a curated record. The transcript has 6 exons. Bases 1 to 474 code for a protein of 157 amino acids.